AUGGCUACUCAAGAGCCUUCGUCGGCCGACGUGGUGCUUCUCCCUAGCAUCGCGGCGACCUCACCCACCGUUAUCGUCAAAGUCGGUACAGAAGGCAAAGAAUACAUCCUACAUACCGAACUCCUCAAGCAUCACUCCGGCUACUUUCGCGGCGCACUUUCCGGCGCUUUCAAAGAAACCGACGACGGCGUUGUCCCAAUCACUGAUGUCGAAAUCGACGCGUUCGAUGUUUUCGUUGAUUGGAUAUACCGCGGUACCGUAACAACCGACAUAUUCCUUGAGGCAUUCCGCAAGUACAAAUUGGUCGCAACUCGCAGCUAUAUCUUAGCAGAUCGACUAUUGGUUCCCGGCUUGAAGUCUGCGCUUAUGGACACCUAUUUCGACUUUUACGUCACCAAAAAGCAGUUUAGACCGGGUUGCGGGAUGAUUGUUGUGCUUUGCUGUAACUUGCCCGAGGAGGACCCAUUGAUUCGACUCUGUGUCGACAUGUGGUCCACCCAAAAGACGAUUUACAAGUUGUGGGAAGACGAGAAGACUGAAGCCUUAGAUCUGUCGCAGGUGUUCCUCGUUCGUCUGAUGUUACGAAUGAAUGAAGUCGGGAAGAAGCCACCGUCGGUGCAAACAUUCAAGCGGGAAGAUUACAAUGAGCGUACAAGGGUUGGUGGAUAG
Alternaria triticimaculans is the source of this 669-nucleotide messenger RNA. RefSeq lists its product as uncharacterized. Gene Ontology annotation, molecular function: protein binding. The transcript is spliced from 2 exons. The coding region runs from base 1 to 669 and encodes 222 amino acids. The record is from RefSeq and is a predicted model, not a curated record. Lineage: Eukaryota; Fungi; Ascomycota; Dothideomycetes; Pleosporales; Pleosporaceae.